Messenger RNA from Globicephala melas (long-finned pilot whale), 897 nucleotides. It is a transcript of the gene SULT1E1, whose product is annotated as sulfotransferase family 1E member 1. Gene Ontology annotation, biological process: sulfation. NCBI's taxonomy places the organism in Eukaryota, Metazoa, Chordata, Mammalia, Artiodactyla, Delphinidae. Gene Ontology annotation, molecular function: aryl sulfotransferase activity. Gene Ontology annotation, cellular component: cytoplasm. The record is from RefSeq and is a predicted model, not a curated record.
CACUCUAUGAUGAAUUCUUCCAAACCUGCCUAUUUAGAUUACUUUGGCAGAAUCCAUGGAAUUCUACUGUAUAAAGAAUUUAUCCAAUAUUGGCAUGAUGUGGAGGCAUUUGAGGCAAGGCCAGAUGACCUUGUCAUUGUCACCUAUCCCAAAUCUGGCACAACAUGGGUUAGUGAAAUUGUAUACAUGAUUUAUACAGAGGGUGAUGUGGAAAAGUGCAAAGAAGAUGCCAUUUUUAAUCGAAUUCCUUACCUGGAAUGCAGAACCGAAAAGGUGAUGAAUGGAGUAAAACAAUUAAAACAGAUGGCAUCUCCUAGAAUAGUGAAGUCUCAUCUGCCACCUGAGCUUCUUCCAGCCUCAUUUUGGGAAAAGAACUGUAAGAUCAUCUAUGUUUGCCGGAAUGCCAAGGAUGUGGUUGUUUCUUAUUACUAUUUCUUUUUAAUGGUGACUGCUAAUCCAGAUCCUGGUUCUUUUCAAGAUUUUGUGGAAAAAUUCAUGGAUGGAGAAGUUCCUUAUGGUUCCUGGUAUGAACACACAAAAUCUUGGUGGGAAAAGAGAGAGAAUCCACAAGUGCUAUUUCUUUUCUAUGAAGACAUGAAGGAGAAUAUCAGAAAAGAGGUGAUGAAAUUGAUAGAAUUUCUGGGAAGGAAGGCAUCAGACGAGCUUGUGGACAAGAUUAUAAAACACACUUCAUUCCAGGAGAUGAAGAACAAUCCAUCUACCAAUUACACAAUGCUACCGGAUGAAGUCAUGAACCAAAAAGUAUCUCCCUUCAUGAGAAAGGGGAUUGCAGGAGACUGGAAGAAUUACUUUACAGUAGCCCUAAAUGAGAAAUUUGACAUGCACUAUGAGCAGCAAAUGAAGGGGUCUACACUGAAGUUACGAACCGAGAUCUAG